Molecule: messenger RNA, 1353 nt
Organism: Rotaria sordida
Lineage: Eukaryota; Metazoa; Rotifera; Eurotatoria; Philodinida; Philodinidae
Source: the annotation of a GenBank genome assembly
AUGGAUCAAACACAAUAUAUUCAACCGGGUUUUACAAGUACACCGAAUUCUUAUUCAUCUCAACAACAAUGGUAUCCAUCUGGACAAAUUGAACAACGUGAACGUUUACCAUCAAAUGAGCAACAACAGUUGGGAUCGGUGAGUCGUCGUUCAUCGGUUAUAACAUUUAAUCAAAUUGAUAAUAUAUCACCAUCAAAUCGACAACAACAAUCGACCAUAGAUAAUAGAAAAGCAUCUUCAACAUCGACUCAAUCAAAUACUAGUAAUCAGAGUUCAAAAAAUAAUUCCGAUACGGCGAAUUUUCUUUAUCAAUCACCGCAAUUAAAACGUUAUUCAACGAAUCAAACAUCAUCAAUUACUGAAGAAUCACAACAACAACAACAAAUAAAUGGACCUGUUAAAAAGAAACAUGCUAUUUUUGAUGAUAGUGAUGAUGUUUUUCCUAAUAAUCAACAAAAAUCAUCAGAUAAUAAAAAUAAAACUCCAUCAGCAACAACAAAUCAAACAGGUGCAAGUGGACCAAAAACUGGUCUAGUUGGAAGCCUUUUUAAUCGUCUUGGUUGGAAACGACCAACACAAGCGCAUUUACCUGAUGAUAAAGAUAGAACACUCAAGUUUGACCAACAGACGGGUCGUUGGAUUGAUACAUCUAAAUCAGCUGAUGAGCAAGCAUCAACACAAGUUAAACCACCUCCAAUGAUGUCAUCAAACAACACAUCAUCUUCGUUUGUAGCUAAUCCGUUACAACAACAACAAGAACAACAACUGCAACAGCAGCAGCAGCCACAACAGUCGUCAUCAUCAACAUAUAAUCCUUCGAUGACAUCCGGACCUUCUCAUUCAUCUCAACCUCGAACAUUAAGUUUCGGUGCUGGAUCAACUACAACAACUACAAGCACACCAGCACCUCAAACUACAGCUGCAGCUUGGCCUCCACAAUCAAAUACUGUUACUGCACCUAUAACCGCUCAACCAUCGCAACAGCAGCAGCAGCAACAACAACAACAAAAGCCUCCUGCACAAUUAUCAGCUGCUCAGCAACGUCUUCAAGCACUUAGACAACAACAACAACAACAACAAACAGCUAUGCAACAGACUCAAGCUCCACCAGCUACUUCAUCUAAUCAAUACUCUCUUAAAAGUCGACCAAAUCAAUCCCGUUAUGUUGAUAUUCUUGCUUCAACCAAAGGUGCUAUUGCACCAACUCCCAAUGUCUCACUCAACGAUCUUAUACCAACACCAUCAACUGGUAUGCCAACUAUAGCAUCAUCAAACCAAACAAAUAAUUACUUUGUACCACAUCCCUCACAAUCCACAACCGACGGCCAUGAACAAUCAUCAUUUUCAUCUUGA